UACUUUGAUUUUAACAAUUACAUUAAAGUAAAAAAUAAAUUAAAUAAAUGUAAUUAUGAUUAUAAAAAUGAAGAUCGUUUUAGUAAGAUAAUUUCUAGAUUAACUGAACAUAAAUCUGUAAAUUGGGAGGAUAAAAUUUUUGCAUGUUUACACCACUAUUUAACGUACAAUAAUGGUUUUAUGCCUUUUGGUGUCGGUGAUUACUGUAGAUAUAUUAACUUUUGGUUAAAUGGGGAUGUCAUAUCAAAGUAUCAAAAAUACCAACAUGAUUUUAACAUUUUCAAGGAUUUUGUGCAUAACUAUGUAUUUGUACAUCAGGGAAAUUAUGAUGAUUCAUGCUAUGAGUAUAUAAAUAAAAUGGAAAUUGCUGAUUAUAAUAGAAUGAAAUACUUAUAUGAAUUUUAUGAGUUUUAUGAUGAACUCAGAUCCUCCUCUCAUUGGAAGGAAGAAACAUGCGAAAAACUUUCAUCCAAUUCAUUCUUUUAUAAUAGAGAUAUAGAUGAAUAUUAUGAGAAGCACAGCGACUUAUAUGAUAAAAUAAGUCAUGUUAAAGAUUUAAUUGAAACUUUAUUAAAGACACGUGAUAUAAAAUGUGAAAAUAGUGUAUAUUUCGGAACACCACGAAAAGUUUUGGAAUAUGAGAGGCAAAGAAAACAACAAGAAGAAGCGGAGAGACAAAGACAAGAACAAAUUCAAAAAGAAUUAGGAUUUAAUAACAGAGGGAAGAAAAUGCAUACAACCACUGAUGCAAAAAGAGAAGAAUUACACCAAGGAAAACUACGAUUGUCACUAGAACAAGAAAAUUCAAGAGAAACAGUAAAUUUAGGGGUACAAGAUCCUUCAAAAGUAUUAACAUAUGGAAGGGGAUCAGAUAAUUCAGGAGGAGUGGUACAUUCAAAUAAACCAGCAUUACGAAAAUCAGAUGAGGAUGAAUUAGAAAUAAGAGUUCAUAAACCAAAAAAUGAAGACACAAGCACAGAUGGUUCAUUUUUAGGAUCAUCAAGAUUACCAGGUGUUAUUACUGAAUUAUUGGUGUAUCUGGAGGGAUGGGUGCCUUAUUCUUACUUCUUAGGGUAUUCAAAGUUUUAA
Molecule: messenger RNA, 1089 nt
Organism: Plasmodium cynomolgi strain B
Lineage: Eukaryota; Apicomplexa; Aconoidasida; Haemosporida; Plasmodiidae
Product: CYIR protein
Exons: 2
Source: RefSeq, a predicted model, not a curated record